CUAAAUUCACUCUCUCUGGAUACCCGUUCAUUCACACAAAAGCCUAGAUUUCGUUCCUUACAAACCCACCACAAAGCUCGCUUCCCCACACGAUUGCGAGAUUUUUUGUUGUUAAUUAUUCAACUACACAGGAAUACAAGACAAAAAAAGCCGAUUAAUUUAUUAGCACAGUACCUUGAUCGCCUUCUUCUGUCUCUGUUCUCUCUCUCUUUCAUGGCAUGACUCGUUCGUCUCGUGGAUGAGUUUGUUCUCUUCCUCUUCUCUAUUCAAAUUUAUGCUAACGUGGGCUUCCCGACACACGACCAUUUCCUUCAUUGGAUUUGAAGUUUUCCUUCCUCUGUUUUCCCCGUUGAGACCAGACUUUUUUUCUUGUUUUCUCCUCGUCGGUUGUAUCAUCAAUCAUGUCGAUCCUGAGCAAAUCCAACAGCAGCUCCGGCAUCUCCACCACCGGAGCGGCGGCGGCGCCGCCUGGUGGUGCUUCUUCCUUCCUGGAAUUCAAAAAGCAGGCUUCUUUCUUCUUCAGGGAGAAGAUCAAGACCGCUCGAUUGGCUCUCACCGACGUCACUCCUGCUCAACUGUUGACUGAAGAUGCUACUAGUGGGAAUCCAUGGGCUCCAGACACUCGUACACUGGGAUCCAUCUCCAGGGCUGCUUUUGAGCUCGAUGAUUACUGGAGAAUCGUGGAGAUUCUCCAUAAAAGAUUGUCCAGAUUUGAGAGAAAGAACUGGAGAGCGAGCUACCACUCCCUAAUUCUGCUGGAACAUUUGCUGACUCAUGGACCUGAGAGCGUGGCCAGGGAGUUUCAGGAAGACAGAAAUGCAAUCAAGGACACCCAAAGCUUUCAGUACAUUGACGAGAAAGGCUUCAAUUGGGGGCUGACGGUGAGGAAGAAAUCGGACAGGAUUCUGAAGCUGCUAGAGAGUGAAAUUUUCCUCAAGGAGGAGAGACAAAGAUCCAGAAAGCUAACCAGAGGGAUCCAAGGAUUCGGAAGCUUCUCCCAGAGAUCAACGUUGUCUUCUUCUUCCAAACAUGGCGUUCUCCAACAAUCUUCAUAUGGGAGAAGCCAUUCUCAGUACAACGAUCACGAUUCCGAGGAAAAUCAGAUUACAUGUGAAACCCGAGAAAGUUUGAUCCAAAAUAAGAUGAAUAAAGAUGUCAACUUUGAGAAUGACAGAGUUGGGGGGCAGAGGAACCUCAACCCCACUGGUAAGAAACUUGAAGCAAGAAGCUUCAAGGAGAAUAUGGCUCCUGAUGAAGAAGAAGUGGAUGAAGCGUGGGACGACUACAUUGGUGAAGUUAAUCCGCUUUUGGACAGCCGGAGAGAGGAAGUAGCCAGGGUUCCAGUAGAUGCAGAAGAAGAUCAUCCUUUCAGCAAUCGUAAUACUGAGUAUCAAACAGCUGCUGCUUCUCUCCUUUCAGCAAGAGAUGGAAUCCUGCAAGGAUGCUAA
Linum tenue is the source of this 1448-nucleotide messenger RNA. The record is from the annotation of a GenBank genome assembly. NCBI's taxonomy places the organism in Eukaryota, Viridiplantae, Streptophyta, Magnoliopsida, Malpighiales, Linaceae.